Molecule: messenger RNA, 5581 nt
Organism: Toxotes jaculatrix (banded archerfish)
Lineage: Eukaryota; Metazoa; Chordata; Actinopteri; Toxotidae
Product: CUGBP Elav-like family member 2
Exons: 13
Coding region: 234-1784 (516 amino acids)
Biological process (GO): mRNA splice site recognition; regulation of alternative mRNA splicing, via spliceosome
Cellular component (GO): ribonucleoprotein complex; cytoplasm; nucleus
Molecular function (GO): mRNA 3'-UTR binding
Source: RefSeq, a predicted model, not a curated record
CCUGAAUUUAUUUCAGUCGGGGACGAGAGAGAAAUUAGGAGGAAGGAAUAAGGCGGAUACCAGUGCCUCUCUCUCUCUCUCUUUCCCUCUCCCUCGCUCUCUCAUGCAGUUUUGAAGAAGACGCCCCCUCCCUGCACCUGUUCUGCUUCGUCUUCUCGCCGUCUCGCAGGAGUUGAGCCUCUUGUGAGUGAGCGGACGUCGCUUCUCAUUGUUAGAUAGACGGUGUUUUGAGCAUGACUUCGGCGUUCAACCUAGAUUUCCACCCUCUCACGGAAAGUCGCUUAAUGACUUCGAGCGACACAAUCAACGGCAGCAAGAUGAACGGGUCGCUGGAGCAUUUGGACCAGCCAGACCCAGACUCCAUCAAGAUGUUUGUGGGACAGAUCCCACGCUCCUGGUCAGAAACAGAACUAAAAGAGCUUUUUGAGCCCUUCGGAGCUGUUCACCAGAUCAACAUCCUCCGUGAUCGUACCCAGAAUCCCCCUCAAAGCAAAGGAUGCUGUUUUGUAACUUUUUAUACAAGAAAAGCUGCACUGGAGGCCCAGAAUGCACUGCACAACAUAAAGACCUUAAGUGGGAUGCAUCAUCCUAUCCAGAUGAAACCCGCUGACAGUGAGAAAACAAGUGCGGUAGAAGACAGAAAACUCUUCAUCGGUAUGGUUUCAAAGAAAUAUGGCGAGAACGAGGUCAGAAUGAUGUUCUCGUCUUUUGGACAAAUCGAAGAGUGCAGAAUUCUCCGGGGACCAGAUGGUCAGAGCAGAGGCUGUGCGUUUGUCACAUUUGCUACCAGGGCAAUGGCACAGAAUGCAAUCAAAACCAUGCAUCACUCUCAGACUAUGGAGGGCUGUUCCUCACCUUUGGUGGUGAAGUUUGCCGACACUCAGAGAGAUAAGGAGCAGCGGCGCCUGCAGCAGCAGCUAGUACAGCAGAUUCAGCAGCUCAACAGCGCCUCCACCUGGGGAAACCUGGCUGGCCUGGGGACCCUCACACCGCAGUACCUGGCUUUGCUCCAGCAAGCCACGUCUACCAGUAAUCAAGGCACUUUCAAUGGUAUUCAGAGGCUAGGAGGUGUGAAUCCCCUUCAGCUGCAGAACUUGGCCACAUUAGCUGCUGCAGCAGCUGCAGCUCAGAGUUCUGGAAGCCCGACUUCCACCAACGCCCUGUCUACAAGCAGUGGAGCCCUGGGAGCUCUGGCCAGUCCAGCUGGUUCAACAGCAGGGUCCAGUGCCGGUGCUGCCAUGAACACCUUGGCAUCUCUGGGCACCUUGCAGGGUCUCACUGGGACCUCUGUGGGCCUCAACAACCUUAACGCUCUCACCAGCAGCGUCAGUGGAAUGGGGGCCAUGAAUGGAGGCCUGGGAGCCUCCAUGGCCAAUGGGUCAGCAGCCAGCUCCAUGGACGCUCUGACCCAGGCCUACUCAGGGAUGCAGCAGUACACAGCCUCCGCCCUGCCCUCCCUCUAUGGCCAAUCUCUCCUGCAGCAGAGCGUUGCUGGUAGCCAGAAGGAAGUAGGGCCAGAGGGCGCCAAUUUGUUCAUCUACCACCUGCCCCAGGAGUUUGGGGAUCAGGAUCUUCUGCAGAUGUUCAUGCCUUUUGGAAAUGUGGUCUCUGCCAAAGUCUUCAUUGACAAACAGACCAAUCUGAGCAAGUGCUUUGGGUUCGUCAGCUAUGACAAUCCUGUGUCUGCGCAAGCUGCCAUCCAGGCCAUGAACGGUUUCCAGAUCGGAAUGAAGAGGCUGAAGGUUCAGCUGAAGCGCUCCAAGAACGACAGCAAACCCUACUGAUCCUAGCCCCGGGGCCUUCCCCCCUCCCCAGCUCUAAUGCUAGCACUGCUAGGGUAAGUUCACCCUCCAGCCAAGGUCACCACAGCAGAGACUCAGUGGGGCAGGGGGAAAGGAGCCCACCACAGGAGGGAGACUUGCGCUAUUCCUUAAAAAAAAAAAAAAAAAAAAUGGUUGCAAUGAUCGUUCCACAUUUUACUGUAUUUCAUUCCUGCGGUUUUCUCAUGUAAUUUGAGUCGAAUUAAAUAUUUUAAUGUAUAUGAUUAUUUAUGACUAUCACUGGAGUCAGUGUUCGCUGGAGGUAUUUUGUGUCACUGUAUUUAGUGGAGAGCAUCAGGUGUGUUUCCAUGCCAUUUCAUUGCCUUGAGGUCAAGCUAGACAGGUUGACUAAGGAUCAGUUGUUGUGUUGAAGGGCUGGAGCCAGGCCACGUAGACCCCCGAGCCCAGAGCUUCAACCCGUGUUUGGCUUCUUUACAUGUAGUCUGUCGAGUUUGUGUCAUUCUUAAUGUGAAAAUCUUUUGCACUCUAAAUUCUCCAAUCUCUGUUCCCCCUGUCUGUCUCUCUCUCUCCCUCUCCCUCUCCCUCUCCCCUCUCUGUCGUAUCAUUAUCUAAGCCAUGUUGAGCUAGGCUACCUCGCUCUUUCUCUAUUAACAACCUCUUCCAGUCAUUCCAUCCAUCCUCCAAGUCUCCCACAAGGGACUGGCUCUAGAUGGAUCUCUUUGGGUGCCAAGUAUACAGUUUGUGCAUGUUGGAGUCUCUGCCAUAUGUCCUGGUGGUGUCACUUCCUUAAAUCUGUGUAUUGUUUUUGUGUGUUGGGAGAGAUGGGGCGGGGGGGAAAUGUUUACCGCACUGUCCUUACUGUAUGUGGUGAUUGGCAUUGUUUUUGUUGGUUUUUGUGCCUCAUGGCUAAACGAUUCUUGUGCUGUGCCCCUAACUAUCUCUUAUCUCCUCUUUGUCUUCUCUCCCUCUCUCUCUCUCUCUCUCCCUCUCUCUCUCUCUUCCUUUCGUGUUUUUGUUCCUUUUUUAGAACAAAUCUCCAUGCCUGUUUGCUCAUCAUUAGCCUAGCAUGUCUUCAUGAUGUUGAAAGCCAAGCCAAACUCCUGGCCUCAUCAUCCCACCAUUGUCUGUGAUGUCUCUCUAAGCUCGCCUGACCAAUACCUGGCCACCCACUGACCCUUGACCUUAGCUCAACCUGAUUUUUCUGCAUGUAUAUUAAUUUUUGUUUUUGUUUUUUUUUUCUGUAUAGAAAUGUGACAGGUGGGAGAGAGGUCAAGCAAAUCAAUGUGAAAACUUACCUACGUUGAAUUCAUUUAAGAGACCUUUUUUGUUUUUGCGAAUGUUUUAAAAAAAAACCUGUGGGAUUUCUUAUUUUUAAUUUAGCUUUUUUUUGUUUUGUUUUUUUUUAUGUUGCUUUCUUUUUACCUCUCUCAGUAUAGUUCACUUGAAAGUUGAAUACAGGGAUUGGCACACAGCUGUGCUAUUUGGUGCCAUUAGCAAUAUGUUGGCUUCUUUAAAAAAAAAAAAAAAAAAACAUGCUUCAGACCACUUUCCAACACUUUUGAAAGUCUGACCAGUAAAACCCCUCUCAGUGCUCUGUAAUGAUCUCUACAUUUUGCGGGCAGUGUGAAGAUUCACACCAAGGCUAUUUGAAAAUAUAUUUUCUUUUCAUUUACAAAACUAUCCAGUGUAUUUACCUUUUUUUGAACUACUGAUGGCACAAUUAAAGGUACAUUUGCUCUGUUUAGAGAAAUGACUACCUACAUGAGUCAACUUUUUUAGAACUGAUUCACAAAUAGACAAUCUGUGGUUUAAAUGCACACUUAGAUUACCUAUAUUUUAUACCAUUGAAUCUAUAGAGGUUUAACUAACAAGAACCCAGGCAAAACGUUGGGGUUUUUUGUAGAUUAUGUUGUAAUGUCAUCUGUGUCGGGGUGGGGGGGUCUUCAGUGUAUUACAUUUUUAAAGAGGACUAAAAUUAGUUUGAUCAGCGUGACCGUUUGAGGGUCAUUCCUAGUAGAUUAACACUUUAAGUCAAAAAUUCCUCUGCAUUAAUUGUAAUUUCAACCUCUAGGGAAAAAAGUACUUUUUUUUUUUAAAGGGUCACAUUUUGAGUAUAUAGGCUUUUUUUUCCCUGCGUUAAAGAAAGGUUUAGUGUUCGAUUUUCACGGUACGUCUUGACUUUCUGUGAAUUUCUCAUAAAUAAUUUAAUUAAUUGAUGUUUCACUUUGGUUUAGUUUGGAUGCCUCAUGAUGAUUUACAAUGUCUGUUAAUCAUACAGAUGCCAGACAAUGUUUCUUUUUUGUUUUGUUUUUAUUUUGUUGUUAAAGUGCCCAUGUGUCAAACUCAGUGUUUUUGAUUUCACACAACAUUCUUUCCCGUAGUAAUAUUAUCUAGGUUUCUUUACACGAACACACACGCAUGCGCACACACACACACCCACAACACUUCCUGUGAUUGCAAAUGUGGGAGCCCCUGAAGAAGAGAUCACUUGGACACACAAACACACGGCCUGUGGGACUCUGCACAUUUUAUAGACACAUAACACACUUGCUUUUUAUUUUUGUUUUUUUGCUAAUUGUUCAUUUAAGUGACUUUCAGUGUCAUGUUUCAGUCGUACACAGCAGUAUGCACAGCACGUUAAUACUACUAAGUCCACCACAAUAGUGUUGGUUUACAAAUACAUUCCAUUUUUUUCAGCACAAAGUUUACACUUUUUUUUAUCGGGGUGGUAUUUUGUCUGUUGUACUACAAGUUGCUGAUACAACCCUGGUAAAAUAACAACCACUUCACCCCCCAAAGAAGGGUUCCCUAAAACUGCGUACCUGAUGGCGCUGAAGAGUUGUCAACUCAGGGUUUUUUUUGUGUGUGAAAGUAGACACUCACACAGGAUUACGACACAAUUGUCACCAUUUGACUUUUUUGGUUUGGAUUUUGUUUCUUUUCUCAAAAUACAUGAAUAUUCCAAAAAAAAAAAAAAAAAAAAACACAAAAAAAGUAACAGGUACCAAAUUUGAAACAGUGCUCGAGGAAAGUGUAGUUUUGUAGGGAAACGUUAAGCACAAUUGUGGGAGCUAAUCACUUUUGCAGAAUGUUGUGUGUGAUUAUAAUCCCAAAACUUUCAAGGUACCACUGAUUUCACUUUUUAAUAUGGGCAUGUGCUUUUUACAGUGUGUUUUUUCUAUCCAAAUGCAAUACAAUAUUCAAAGUGCCAUAUAUACGUCUAGAAACUGCCUACACAUCCUUAUUAGGCCUUGGUUUAGAGAUUGCUGCAGUUCGCCUUUUUUUUGUCUAUUUAUGCCAGUGUCAUGAAAGCUCUUGUCACCUGCUCAUGUCCCCCUUCUCCUCCUCCCACUCUGUGUGUUGAGUUAUUGGUAAAUGUGUUUUGUGAUGUACUCAAUUUGAACAGUUGGUUAAAAAAUUGUAGAUAAACAAUAAACUUCCCUAUACAUUUGAAGGUUAAACCUCUUUCUUAGUGAGUGUGAACACAUCUAUUGUAACACUUUGCGAGACAAACAAUUGGUGAUCUGAUGUGCUAGGGAAUUUGUUUUGAGUUUAAUAAAGUUCGAGCUAAAACUUGAGUUUAAAAAAAUGAUUAAAAAAAAAAGACUACUUGGGAGCCAUGUUAGGAUCUUAAAGUGAUAAAAUUGUGUGUCAAACACUGAAAUGAUUGCCGGUCUGUGGAAAUCUGCAGAGUCUGUUGAAGUGUUACUGUGAAUGAAAUUAAGAAAAAGAAAAAAAAAAGCACAAUGUACAGUCCACAGCGGUCCCAACUAGAACUUGACUCACUUCAGGGGCUUCCA